CCCCCUGGGCGACUUAAAGUAAGAGUGUAUACCUAUUUGUUAUUACUUGGUUCGCCCGAGGGAAAGAGAGCCCGAAAAUUUUUAGCGAACAAAUCUUAUACUUAAUUAAGUACUAAAAGUACCUCUCUUUUAAUAUCGCCAAGCUGCCGAGCCGAAAGACUAAUAAAAAGCCAGUUACAUGCAGACCUUGUUGCGUGACUCCGGGAAGAGCAGCUGAUUGCUUAAAAAAAGUACUUACUUUUGAAAUACAGAAUGUCCGAGGAAAAAAAAGUGCCAAACCAAGUUGCAGAUCCAGAACUUGACGAACUCCUCGACAGCGCUUUGAAAGAUUUCGAUAAGCCUGCCAUAACUAAAAAGGAAGAUGAAUCCUCGCCGUCUGCAAUUUCGAGCACAGAAGAAUCAAACGAGGAAGCCACCACAGUUGAGGAAGUAUGGACUGAAGACUUUAUUAAGCAAGCAGCUGAUCAGUUCCAAAGAAAUUUAGAAGAACUCAUGCAAAAUGGCUCAAACAGUGAAUUGGGAGACUCAUUCAAAAAAAUGGCCCAAACUGUAGCUGGUGCUCUCUCUGAUGGUACUGGAGAGGCAUCUACUCCAAAUUUUCAAUCCGCAAUUAGCCAAGCUUUAAAAGACUUAUCAGCAACAUCUGAAAAUUUAGGUAAUGUGCCAAAUAUUACUGAAUCUGAUUUAGCAGCUAUGUUUGGUCAAACGUCGUUAGAAGAAGGUGGCACAGAUUUAUUGCCAUUCAUGCAAGGAAUGAUGCAAUCUCUAUUAUCCAAAGACGUCCUUUAUCCUUCUCUAAAAGACAUCAUUGACAAAUAUCCUGCAUGGUUAGAUGAAAAGAAAUCAACUUUAUCACCUGCAGAUUUUACAAGAUAUGAGAAACAAUUUGAACUCAUGCAAAAUGUCUGUAAAGAGUUGGAAGAAGAAAAAGAAGACGAUUCUGAAGAAGUUAAGAGGCAGCGAUUUGAAAAAACCCUAUCACUAAUGCAAGAAAUGCAAGCGUAUGGUCAACCUCCAGAUGAUUUAGUUGGUGACCAACAACCACUUUUUCAAUUAGAUGCUGAAGGCAAUCCUCUUGGAACACCUGCUUUGCCUGGAAGUGACGAAUCCAAUAACUGCUCCGUUAUGUGAAAGAAAAUAUAUGCUUGAAAAUUGGUUUUUGCAAAUAAAGAAAAAUUUUUGUGCAUGGACACAUUAUUAGUCAAUACUGUGUCAAAAGGUCAUAUAUAAUUGCUUUGCACAAAAAAGCUCAAAUAUAUUUUUGACACAAUUUUUAUCAGUGUUAACGUAGUACAAUAAAAAGUAAGUGGCUGGAA
Molecule: messenger RNA, 1316 nt
Organism: Copidosoma floridanum
Lineage: Eukaryota; Metazoa; Arthropoda; Insecta; Hymenoptera; Encyrtidae
Gene: Pex19
Product: peroxisomal biogenesis factor 19
Biological process (GO): protein import into peroxisome membrane
Cellular component (GO): peroxisomal membrane; peroxisome
Source: RefSeq, a predicted model, not a curated record